CCAACCUACAUUGUUGAGCAUAAAACCAAGUUUCAUUGGAAAUGGCCAUGUUUGUUUGCAGCUUUUAUUAUGGAUCUCAUUACUCAAGCAUGGGAAUUGUUCUGUACUACCUUCUACGAUUGGAGCCAUUUACAUCUCUUCACCAGAAUUUGCAAGGUGGUAAAUUUGAUCAUGCAGAUCGCCUUUUCCAAAGCAUUGAGGGGACAUAUCGAAAUUGCCUGUCCAAUACAAGUGAUGUGAAGGAAUUGAUACCGGAGUUUUUUUACAUGCCAGAGUUCCUCUGCAAUUCAAAUCAUUAUCACUUGGGGGUUAAGCAAGAUGGUGAACCCAUAGGUGAUGUAGUCCUCCCACCUUGGGCCAAGGUUUGCAACUUUCCCUGCCCAUGAUUUUAGAUGACAAUA
This is a messenger RNA of Benincasa hispida (wax gourd), 401 nucleotides long. The record is from RefSeq and is a predicted model, not a curated record. Lineage: Eukaryota; Viridiplantae; Streptophyta; Magnoliopsida; Cucurbitales; Cucurbitaceae.